Xenopus tropicalis (tropical clawed frog) is the source of this 9787-nucleotide messenger RNA. It is a transcript of the gene tnpo1, whose product is annotated as transportin 1. Lineage: Eukaryota; Metazoa; Chordata; Amphibia; Anura; Pipidae. Gene Ontology annotation, cellular component: cytoplasm; nuclear lumen; nucleus. The coding region runs from base 178 to 2934 and encodes 918 amino acids. Gene Ontology annotation, biological process: protein import into nucleus; intracellular protein transport. The transcript has 25 exons. The record is from RefSeq and is a predicted model, not a curated record. Gene Ontology annotation, molecular function: small GTPase binding.
CACAGAUUUGCCUAACAAGCUCUGCCGAGCCAUCUGGCGGGCUCUGGGACCGCUCCUCUCGCCUCUCACCCGCCGAGGCCCCGCCCCUCUCACCCGCCGAGGCCCCGCCCCUCUCACUCCUCCCUGUUCUUGCGCUGCCUCCGCCGCCGCCGCCGUGUGAGUGUCCCAGCGCUCAGCAUGGAGUACGAGUGGAAGCCGGACGAACAGGGCCUCCAGCAGAUACUGCAGCUGCUUAAAGAGUCUCAAUCCCCGGACAAUAACACGCAGCGAGCCGUGCAACAAAAAUUGGAGCAGCUGAACCAGUUUCCAGACUUCAACAACUAUCUCAUUUUUGUUCUCACAAAGCUAAAAUCAGAAGAUGAACCAACACGAUCACUAAGCGGCCUGAUACUGAAAAAUAAUGUGAAGGCACAUUUCCAGAACUUCCCCAAUGGGGUAACUGACUUUAUUAAAAGCGAGUGCCUAAAUAAUAUAGGUGAUGCUUCCCCAUUAAUUCGUGCAACUGUAGGAAUCUUGAUAACAACAAUUGCUUCUAAGGGAGAGUUACAGAACUGGCCUGAACUUUUGCCAAAGUUAUGUGGUCUUUUAGAUUCUGAAGAUUACAACACCUGUGAGGGAGCCUUUGGUGCUCUUCAGAAAAUUUGUGAAGAUUCUGCUGAAAUUUUAGACAGUGAUAUUUUGGAAAGGCCACUAAAUGUAAUGAUUCCGAAGUUUUUGCAGUUUUUCAAGCACAGCAGUCCUAAAAUACGGUCUCAUGCUGUAGCUUGUGUCAAUCAGUUCAUCAUUGGAAGAACACAAGCACUUAUGUUACAUAUUGAUUCCUUUAUAGAGAAUUUGUUUGCUUUGGCAACUGAUGAAGAGCCAGAGGUGCGCAAAAAUGUGUGCCGAGCGCUGGUUAUGCUGCUUGAAGUUAGAAUGGAUCGGUUGCUUCCUCAUAUGCAUAAUAUUGUGGAGUACAUGCUGCUACGGACCCAGGACCAAGAUGAAAAUGUUGCUUUGGAGGCUUGUGAAUUUUGGCUAACUUUAGCUGAACAGCCGAUUUGCAAAGACGUUCUGUGUAGACAUCUUGCAAAGCUGAUACCUGUGUUAGUAAAUGGGAUGAAAUAUUCGGAGAUUGAUAUUAUUUUGUUAAAGGGUGAUGUUGAAGAGGAUGAAGCUAUUCCUGAUAGUGAACAGGAUAUCCGGCCACGUUUUCAUAGAUCGCGGACGGUGGCUCAACCUCAUGAGGAAGAUGGGAUUGAGGAAGAUGAUGAUGAUGACGAUGAACUUGAUGAUGAUGAGAACAUAUCUGAUUGGAAUAUAAGAAAAUGUUCUGCGGCAGCACUUGAUGUACUUGCCAAUGUGUUUCGUGAGGAACUUUUGCCACACAUUUUGCCUCUUUUGAAAGAGCUACUUUUCCAUCCAGAAUGGGUAGUUAAGGAGUCUGGAAUCUUGGUUCUUGGUGCAAUUGCCGAAGGGUGUAUGCAAGGCAUGAUUCCUUAUCUCCCAGAGCUUAUCCCUCACCUCAUACAGUGCCUCUCAGAUAAAAAAGCUCUUGUGCGCUCUAUUACUUGCUGGACCCUUAGUCGCUAUGCACACUGGGUAGUUAGCCAGCCCCCAGACAUGUAUUUAAAGCCAUUAAUGACAGAGCUGCUAAAACGUAUCUUGGACAGCAACAAACGUGUACAAGAAGCUGCUUGUAGUGCCUUUGCAACUCUAGAAGAAGAGGCUUGUACCGAGCUUGUUCCUUACCUUGCCUACAUUCUCGAUACUCUAGUUUUUGCUUUCAGUAAAUACCAGCAUAAAAACUUACUUAUUCUUUAUGAUGCAAUUGGGACAUUAGCAGAUUCUGUUGGCCAUCAUUUAAAUAAGCCAGAGUAUAUUCAGAUGCUUAUGCCUCCUCUGAUUCAAAAAUGGAAUGUAUUGAAGGAUGAGGAUAAGGAUCUCUUUCCUCUACUUGAGUGUCUCUCUUCUGUUGCCACUGCACUUCAGUCUGGGUUUUUGCCAUACUGUGAACCUGUGUAUCAGCGUUGUGUGAACUUGGUACAAAAGACUCUUCAACAAUCUAUGACAGAUCAGCUGCAAUCAGACAGAUGUACAGUGUCUCCUGUUGAAAAUAACCCUCGACCUGAUGUUUGCCCAGAUUCUCAGGCGUUACACAAUGCACAGCCGGAUCAGUAUGAGUCUCCAGAUAAAGAUUUCAUGAUAGUGGCUCUAGAUUUGUUAAGUGGAUUAGCAGAAGGCCUCGGAGGUCACAUUGAGCAGCUGGUAGCUCGGAGCAACAUCCUUACUUUGAUGUACCAAUGCAUGCAGGAUAAAAUGCCAGAGGUACGUCAGAGUUCAUUUGCAUUGCUGGGAGAUCUGACCAAGGCAUGUUUUCAGCAUGUCAAGUCAUGUAUUGCUGAUUUUAUGCCCAUUUUAGGAACCAAUUUAAAUCCAGAGUUAAUAUCUGUUUGUAAUAAUGCAACAUGGGCGAUUGGGGAAAUAUCCAUCCAAAUGGGUAUUGAAAUGCAGCCUUAUAUACCAAUGGUAUUGCACCAGCUUGUAGAAAUAAUUAAUAGACCCAACACACCAAAGACUCUCUUAGAAAAUACAGCAAUAACAAUUGGUCGUCUUGGUUACGUUUGUCCUCAAGAGGUGGCCCCCAUGCUACAGCAGUUUAUAAGACCCUGGUGUACUUCCCUGAGGAACAUUAGAGACAAUGAGGAGAAGGACUCUGCUUUUCGUGGAAUUUGUACAAUGAUCAGUGUUAAUCCUGGUGGUGUUGUCCAGGAUUUUAUAUUUUUCUGUGAUGCUGUCGCAUCAUGGAUUAAUCCAAAGGAAGAUCUAAGAGACAUGUUCUGUAAGAUCCUUCAUGGGUUUAAAAACCAAGUAGGAGAUGAAAACUGGAGGCGUUUCUCAGACCAGUUUCCUCUUCCUCUUAAAGAACGUCUUGCAGCGUACUAUGGAGUUUAACUUAGUUGUGCUCUAGCUGCAGUGUCACCAUUAGGGGUCCUUCAGUCUGGGAGACAACGGGGGAGCCUCUGCACCCAGGGAAAAUGCUACCCUUUUAAGGGGGGAAGGGCAAACCAGUAGGGAACACAGUACAAUCCCAAAGCCUACUGGGAGGGGCGGGAGGGAGGUGUUGCCGUCACUGUAUUAAGUCGAUGUUGGGAAACGUUUAUACGUCUGGAGCCUUUUGUGGGUGGAAAUAUGUCUCCUUUACAAUUCUGCACUGGAUGUGAAGAAGCAAACUAAAGAUAGAAUCGCCAAACAGCACAUUCUGGUAUAUGGGAAUUUGUACUUAAAUGAGUACCAUAUAAAUGAACUUUAGCGGGAUAAGUAAGAGGAAAAUAAUUUUUGCACACGUUAGAGGAAAUAUUAAGAAUGGGUAUUAUAUCAGUAAAUGGCAUUUAUUUUAAAGCAAAGGGUUGCCUAAGUGUCUGUCCCACUGAUUGGGACUCAUUGGUGUUUGCAUGUUAAUGAAGACAUACAUAGAUGAAGUCAGCGUAAUUAGCGCAGCUUGCAGUGCGUGUUUAAGUGCAGGUACUUACAGACUACAGUUCAGGUGCCUGUUAAGUAAAUAAAGAUCUACUGCAUAAAUUGACACCCUACAAAUGCCAAAUUAGUAUUUUAUUUAUUUACUUUUUUUUUUUCAAGGAGGGAGAAAAUAUGAUAAAGAGGAACUCCUUAGUUUUUAAAAGAAUAAAAAAAAAUUUUUUUUUGAAAGAAUAUUUUUUUUUUAAGGAUCACUUAUUUGUGAAGCAUUAAUUUACAGAUCUUUUUGCAGCGAAAGUGAUUAUUUCUAGACCAUGGCCUUUUGCUACCUUUCAGUGUCGAGGCUCCAAUAGCAUUGACCUGUAAUGUCCCUCGGGCCUCCUCAUUUGGAAGCGCUGUGCAGCUCAUGAUAGUGGUUAAAAGUAACUUAAUUUAGAGGGUAAGUAGCAUGCUUGCAUCACAUAGUAAACUAGGCAAACUUUUACCCGUGUGCGUCUGGAUUCCCACCCCCCCAAUUAAUUUAAUGUAGCCCUGUAUUCAAAUGUCUUUUUAAGUUACCUUUUUUUUUUUUUUUUUUUUUUUUUUUUUUUUAAGUGUAAACAACUAGAUCUAAAGUGCUGCCAAGUAUGGUUAGAUCUCGACCUGCUUGAUGUCAGAAAAGAUUUAUCACACUUCUCUCAAAUACGUGACCAGCCCAUACGGCAGCAUUAGGGCAAAACAAAAAUGCAUUUCUAGCCUUUAUCAAGAUACAAAGAUUGAUAUUGUAUUUUGUGUAACACAAUGUGGAAAGCUGGUAUACUUGUGCAAAACCUUUGCCUCCGUGCUGUCAGUGUGGUGUGCUUUCUGCAUGGUUAUAUAGUAGUGAUUUUAUCAGAAGACUUAUGGUAUAAGAUCAGUUAAAAGGAUGCAUAAAUGUUAGUUGGCACAUAAUGAAACUGUAGAAAUCAAGAUAUUUCUUAUAAUGUACUGUUUAUUCCCUCUUUCAAUAUAAUCCAUUAAGUUCCUUUGUUUAAUUAUUUUCAAAGCAUGAUCAUAGAGACCUUUACGUUCAUAGAUGUGAAGCAGGGUAUCUGCACUGUAUUGGCGCAUGUUGGUGGCCCUUUGUACCCUGAGCAGACUCACUGGGGGUGCAAGUAAAAAGCUACAGAAUGAAAGUUGGGUAUUGGAUCCUUUUUUUUUUAAUUUUUUUUAUUUUUCCUCCAUUUAAUUUGUUCAGCUUUUCUGUUGCUUUCUCCACUUGUAUUCCUGUGAAUAAACCCUUGUUAAUUUAACCUUUUACUUUUCUUUCCACGUGUAUUUUUCUUACGUACUGUGAAUGUGAAUAUUAACUGGUACACUUGAUGACGUGUCCAUGUGAAAGUGCAAGUCUUUAUUCAGAUUGCCUCAAAGGUAUCCCAUGAUGAUAAAGUGUAAGAAUAACGUCUCUCUGCAGGUCAGAGCUGAAGUCAGCUUUUCCAGUUUCUUAAUGCUGAUGAUAGAACCGCAAAGAAAGUUAUAAGCCAUACCAUUUUUUUUAAUUCUGUUUCUCAACUUGCAUUUCAAAGAUGAAGACUUUAUACUCGGUUUUGUAUGAUGAAUAAUAUCCCUUAUUUGCAUGGUUUUAGUACAUUUGUGAAUGAGAUGUGUUAGAUCAGUUGCACUAUCUUAAAGAAUUUAAAAAGGGGGGGGGGGAGAGAGAGAAAAAGAUUAAAAGAUUUAAAUAUGAGCAUGAAUUGCAAAUUUGAUCCCUAAAAAUGUUUACUGAUCCACGCUGCAAAAUGACACUACCCUAUAGUAACCCAUAAUGUCACAAUAGCCUAUGAUCUCCAGAUUAGAGCAGGUAUAAUAGAGGAGGCCUGGAGUACUGGCUUAUUAGCAUUAUCAUAUGGAAAUGGUAGGGUGGCUGGAUUUGCCAUCGCACUUACUGAAUGUUACUGAAUGAAAGUUUAAAUGCCAGGUUUGCAUUCCAUGGCUUAGUAAAUGUAAGCAUGAGGAAUGCUGUUGGUUUAAGUAAUGGUUGUGCUCAAGGUAUUAACCAUUUGUUGAAAUGUUGCAUUGGUCUCUCCAAUACCAUUGCUUUGGAGUUUAAGAUGGAAAGUUUGAUUGCUAAUUCCUUGCUUUUUUUCUACUUGGAGAACAAAUACACUAAAGUGCCCCACUGAAUGAGAAAACGUAAAUAGGCGUAAUAGAAGGUGCUCACUCUUCUGUUCGUAAAUAUCCGUGCAAAAAAUAGAAUAGAAUGGUAUCAAAACUAAUCUUUGAUAAAAAACCGGUAAAAACUGUGUUUUUAGUGCCCCUCCACUUUCUACUUUUUUUUGCAGCACUCUUACUUAACUAAGCAUGACAUGUAUGUAUAGUAAUAUUAAUCAACUCCAUUUAUUAGAUUAAGUUUCUUUUGUAUGCCUGUCUCCUAAUGUCAUGCAAAGAAAUGAAUAAUAAAACCAUUCAGACACAAUUGGUCAAAAUCUGUUUAUACAAGGGAUGGUCCCAGUUUUCCCUCAUUGCAAACACAAAUGAUCUCAUAUGUAAAAACCCUUGGCAGUUAUGCAUGGCUGGCACACCCUUAUAACUGCCAAUUGGUUCAAGCCAUGAUCGCUGUAACAUUACUCCUUUUUCUGUAUGGAAACAAAGGCAGGAGACAGGAUUGCCUUUCUGAUGCACCGUCAGUAAUUCUUGCAUCAUGGGAUAUAUCAAGCAUCUUACUAUUGUGGUCUAGUCUUGACAGUUGUUGAAUGUCAAUGGAAUGUUAUAGAAUUGUGGGUCUUGUCUUGUUACAUUCCAGUGUUUUCUGCCUCUUGGCAUGCUAAAAGCACGGCUUAUAAAGUCUGUCUCUCACACUGAAUAAAGUGCUGUUAGUGUGCUCAACUACAGAAAUAGCCGCUGCUAUGUGGUGUAGAUUUUCUACUUGAAUAUUUUUAUGUUGUAGGAACCUCAGGAGGUCUGUGUUUACUGUUUUUAUAUCUACCUUCUCUUUCCGGAUUAAGCUUCCCUCUUUUUGAAGGACUUAAAUGAUAGGAAAAAUGCCACUCAGCCUAAGUUGACAACUGAAAGAGUUUGCUGUUAGCCCAUUCUCCAUUGUCACAGCCAUUCAAGUCAUUUGUUGUAUUCCAGAGUUUCUGUUAUAUCAAGCACUGCAGUGUCUUAACAGUGCUGGCAUUAUAGUUUGUUAAAAUGCUUAAUAUCGGCUUAAAGCAUUUCAGUUUAAUUUUUUGGAAAUGUAGGCUAUGUACAUGAAAGCCUCAGGAAGGAUUAGUAUAGACAUGCUAUAUUCAUAAGGCUGCUGGAUGAACCUAAAGCUACAGGAGACACAGCAAGAAACAUGCUUCCAAAAUUUCCCAUGGCUGCUCCAUAUAUUAUUUGAAUGCUUGACCUGUACCCCACGGCCCUACCCAACACUCUUCUCACCAGGCUUGUAUAGAGAGUACUGUAUAAACUCCUUCUGUAGCCCCAAGGUACACUUAUUCUGUGCCUCAUACAGUAUAAGGGACAACCAAGCCUAACAUUCAGACCUGUGAGGUGAUAUGAUUUAGGGCAGCUUUGCCCUUGAUCCUGCCUCUCUAUGUACAGUGCCUUGCAAAACUAUUUAGACUCUUGACCAAGUCUAUCAUGUUAUUAAAUACACUUUUUUCCCCACAAACUCAAAAUUAGCUUGGGUUGCAUUAUUUUUUUACUAGAGAUAGCUAAUGAUUUUUUUUUUUAAAUAAAAAAAGGUGCUAUUUUCAUAUGUAUACAGUCCCCACUAUUAGUAUUUUGUAUUUAUUGGGGAUGGAGGUAUAGAUGUAGUGUAUAGAAUAGCUAGGUGUGUUCUCCAGGUUGGUACUUCAGUUAGAUAAAAGCUGCACCAGCCCCCCCCCCCCCAAAAAAAAGAGCGCUGUUCAGACAUAACUUUAAAAUUUAGCUUUUCCCCCAGAAGAACCCACCUAAUGAAUCUGAACACUGGUGGUGCCUUAUAUUUUGGAAGCCUCCACCCAGUGAAUAGGAGUUUCCUAAAAGGCCCUUAAGUGCUGCAAAAUGUAGCCUACAAAAUACUAAAUAGCAAGAACUGUAUACUGGGAAAAAAGCGUAUUUUCAGUGAUUUAUUUCAUUGAAGGUUACCUAACAUUUUGGCACCCCAUUGAAAUAGGGAGUUCACAGUUCCCAGCAACCAAAAAACUAGUGUUCUGUGAGGCUAAACUCUCAUUUUGACUGAGAGCCAUAAAGGACCUGAGCUGGCUUGCAGUUGGAGCAGCCGGGUCACAUCAUACUAAGUUACAUUAAAUUAAACUAUUUUUUGCGAGGUCCACUGCCUGCUGAUAUGGUCAGUUUGUUGGCAGACUGAGACAGCUUCUCUUGCAGUAUAUCCCUGUGUUUUUCUUCUCUUUAAGAAGAUGCUCGGUCCCUUCUAAUUAGAGUAGUCCCACCGCAUUCUUAAUAAAAUAGUUGAAUUUAAGGUGGGCUACCCCCUUAAAAACCCUACUAAGUCUGUGUUCAAAGAUUCUGACAACAAAAUUAUAUCUAAAACAAUUGAUAGUUAUUGUAUGUGUUUAUUGUUUUGUUUCGUAGGCAUUUAACAGUUUCCAUGUUGCUAUGGGUUUAUUGCCAAAGCAACAGGGUAGAAAUUUUUUUGCAUUUAAAAACUAAGGGUUUUUGGCUUCUGGGUCAGUGCCCCCCACCCCCCUUCCCCCAACAAAAACCAUAUAGAAUUUUAAGGCACAGGUUGGAAAGAGCCAUAAUAUGAAGGGUAAAUAAAAAAAGCAUCCCAAACAGUAAGAUGUAAAUAGUCGAUCUAUAACUAGCUAAAGGUUUAUAUAAAGGUGACCUCCUUUUUAAAAAAAACUAACAUUUAUUUACAUAUAUAUUCCACAAUGAAACGGUACAGCUAUACCUCAAGCUGGGUUCAGUUCAGUAUAACCCAUUGUGACAGGUUGUGGAAGCCUGUCCUUUCUAGAUGUGAACAUAGUAACCCGUUAGGAAUGUUUUCUGCUCUUUUUGAUUGGUGUAGAUGGUUUGCUUGGUAAGUAAAUACAGAACGUUGCAAUCUGGUAAAGCCUGGGGUACAACAAAUCUUUUCUUACAGAAAAGCCAAAUCUCAUUUAGGUUGGUAGAUGCUAAAAUAUAGUUAACAGCCAAAACAUGCUGAUAAACAAACAAAAAAAAAUGGGCAUUUAUGGACUUAUGUCAAGAUUAGAACUUUGGUAUAACAUUUGGAAAAAUCUCUUGGGAAGCCUGUAAAGGAAUUUCCCACCAAUAUAGGAGGUAUUUUAUGGCACAAUGUAGGGUAAUUCCCUAGAGACAGUUCAGUGAAUCAAUACUGUACCUGAACAGCCAGUAAUAUCUGAUGAUCAGUUUAGCCUGCUGCCUUCAGCAAGUAACACUGUGGCCUCCAUUGCUGCAGAUAUGUCCUAAAUCAUUGCUCAGGCUUGGGUAGAGCUGUUCGGCUGCACUGUUUAAAGGAUAAGAAGGGACACUAUAUAUGCAUGUUUACCUGUGAACCUUCUCUACAACAUUUAUUCAUAGGCAUUGAUUUGCUGAAGGCUCUUCUUGUAAACCUUGGGAUUUGAGUGGACUUUAGACUAAUAAAAAGCAGAAUUGGAAUAGAUUAUCUGAAAGGAAAAAUGAUGAGACUUUAAGCAUUUACCAAACGUUCAUUGCCCAGCGACUACUGCCAGUACUUAUCGGCAUCUCUGCAUGUGUAAGAAGCCGGAGCAGUUUCAAAAAUCAGAUGAAUGCAGCGAUAUCCCCCUCCCCCUCAGUUAGUGAGUGCACAUAAAGGUGCUGGCCAGUCAUAACUUGGGGGGCUUCUUAGCACUAAAUUUGGAAUAAAUAGCCAUGGUUACUGUCCAGUAUCUAGCACUGUGAAUAUAAACGGUUAAAGUAGCCAUCUGAGAUUUACAAUCAGCACAUUAAGCAAUAUGGACAUUUACACACUGGGGAAAUGUUAUAGGCUCCUGUUAGUAGGGGCAUUCAGCAAAAUGUAUGUAAGGGCUAACAUAGCAUUCCCAUUACUCGAUCUUUCUGCUGGCAACUUGGGUUGUGUGCAUUUUUUCUAAUAAAAAAAGCUUUAUAUCUGAUUGUUUCUUUACCUUUUGCAAAGAAAAAUGUUACCCUUUAGACCUGCUCGUGCAAUUCAGUUCGGUUGGAUGAUCUUUUGGAAAUCUUUGCUUCUGCUUAUUGAACUUCACUUAAAUAAAAUAUGGUUUUAGUUUUUGAUAAGCUGCUGAAUUUUAAACAUUUUUGGGGCCACCAAAUAUUUUGGAUCAUGCAGAGAAUAUAUAUUGUACUGUUGUAAUUUUGUAUUUACAUUUGUAUGAUGUGAUACUAGAUGUGAAUGUUAAUCACUGCUUGGCUGUGUUAAUAAAGUUGUUUAAAUAUA